Molecule: messenger RNA, 3026 nt
Organism: Anguilla anguilla (European eel)
Lineage: Eukaryota; Metazoa; Chordata; Actinopteri; Anguilliformes; Anguillidae
Gene: patl2
Product: PAT1 homolog 2
Exons: 19
Coding region: 87-2240 (717 amino acids)
Biological process (GO): deadenylation-dependent decapping of nuclear-transcribed mRNA; P-body assembly
Cellular component (GO): P-body
Molecular function (GO): RNA binding
Source: RefSeq, a predicted model, not a curated record
UUAAAAAGGGUGUUGAGAAUGCGGCGCCUGUUUCCAAGGUCAGCUGUAUAGCGAACGACGGAGCUGUAAAAUAUUUUCGGAAUUAAAUGAGUAAAUCAGACCACGAUGUGGAAUGCCCACUCUCCCACUCACAGUGGCCAGAGGAUGGGGGCAAAUGGAGUGAGGAAGAGGAUGGAGGUGAAGCUGAGGGAUGUGAUCUUCUACAGGAGAUGGUUGAAGAAGAUGAGGAAAUAGAUCUGUACAAUGAAGAGACUUUUGGAUUGGGUCUUGACAUGGGUGUGGACGAUGCUGAAGGGGAUCCAACUGACCUCUUACUCUUUUGUGGAGACAAAUCACCAGCACCACCUUCACAGUCACGUCCUUGCGCUCCCAGCUCUCCCUCCCUACCAAAACCUGGACCCGAUUCUCGAAUUCAGCCACAGGCCUGGUCAGGGAUGCAGGCAAGGGAAAGGGGGGACAAGGAGCGGCUUGGGGGGAGAGGAAAAAUGUUUGAUGACCCAGCUGUAAUGAGGACUGUGGAAGGAAGACCCAGCCUGAAGAGUCUGGACAGUGCUAUUGUGGACAGUGGCACCAGCUCCUCUUGGCAGGCUAAGGACUCAGAUGCUUGGGUGUUGUCAUCCUAUGGCACUCAGAGAUGCAUUCCAGGAUCCAUCCUUCAGGACAAGGCUAUCGUCGGUGUCAUUGAUCGACCGGGUCCAGCCAGAAUCCUGCCUACCACUCUGGACUUCCUGUCACCUCUUCAACGUCCUUUCCCAGCAUUCAGAGGAGCUGGGCCGGGCAAGAGAUCAGGCCAACAAGGGCAACUCUCAACGAGGCCUUUUGGACAAAGAUAUCUGUCUCAAAUGCAGAUGAAUCCCAUGAUACCUCGCUCCCCUGUCCAUCCUCCGCAGCAGUACAGCCAGUCUGGAGGCUUGCGAUCUCCCUCCUCGUGCCCCCGACCUCCUGUCUCGCAGGCCUUCACCCCAAAAAUGAUGCAACUGAGGUUUGGAGCCCACUCCCCAACCCCUGCCCCAUUCUAUAGCCCCUCUGCCAAUCCUGUGCAGCGAUUCAGGUUCCCAGGUCACGUGACACAGCUCCACCCCCAGCACCGACGGCUUCUAAGCCAGCGUCAACAGAGAGCUCACAGAAAGACAGAGAGCUGGGACCCUCAUGGUCAGCUCAUGUCUUUUAAGGAGAAGGAGUGGAUUAUCAGACUGCAGAUGAUUCAGCUUCAGAGUGAGAACCCACACUUGGAUGACUAUUACUACCAGGAAUACUACCAGCGAAUGGAAGCCAAGCUGGCCGAAGAAGAACUGCUGGGAGACAGGGCAAAGAGGGAACCGCCCAAACUCACCACCCCAUAUGUCACCAAGACCGACUCCUAUACCCCAGUUGUACACAUUGAAGGCUCUUUGGGACAAGUGGCUGUGUCAACCUGUUUCUCCCCGCGACGAGCAAUCGAUGCUGUGCACGCACACUGUCCAGAAGAGGAACAAAAAGACACCAGACAACAGAGGCUAGCAGUUCUUCACAACUUGGAAAAGCUGUUCAUGAUCCUGCUGGAAGUGGAGGAGGGGGAGAGGAGAAAGGCCUCGGCGUUCAGCGAGGGGGAGAGGAGCCGGCUGAGGGAGAAGAUGCAGAGACGAGUGGAGCUGAUCUACAGACAGCUGCAGCACCCCGUUGCUCUAGAGUCAGGAGAGGAAUUCUUGCCGUGUCUCCUGGUGUCCAAAGGGAAGCGACUGCUGGCUCGGCUCCUCCCCUUCCUGUCUCACGACGCUGCGUUACAUAUUCUGAGCAUUGUGACGUCACACCUAUCAGUCCUGAUGAGCAGAGACACGGACGAGGCUCUCCCGGUUCUGUACCCAUCUCUCUGCACCGUGAUUGGACGGCUGUCCUUUAGUCAGCUCAUUGGGGUGCUCCGGGACUUCACAUCUACAUCACCUGAAACCAGAGAGUCCCAGCUUUCACUGGCCUGUCAAAACAAGUUUGGGAUCUCCCUGCUUUAUGCCCUGCUGUCUCAAGGGGAGAGACUGCUGUCCUCUGAAGUCCCUAUGGAGCCAAGCAUUGGAGAUUUUGAGACUUGGACAGAGACCGUGUUCCAGGUGGCCCGGCAGCUCUCUCAGUGCUCCUUGGUGGAGCCCCUGCUCUUACCCUCGAAUCUGCUGUCCCUCUUCUGCCGCUACCUGGACAAGCGUACCGUCCACCAGCUGGAGAACAGCAUGGAGAGGUCAACAACUGGUUGUCCUGCUGUCCCUUCCUAAUGGCUGAGAUAAAAUGGAGAAAAGACGAGAGCAGGAAAAAAAGGACUACUCGCUAAUGCCUAAUGUUUCUGGGGUUAUAGAAUCAAUCCAGGUAUAUUGAUUUAAACCUCUGAAAUCAAUUCAGCAAAGUGGAGUGUGUGACAACGUGCCUGGUACCUUGUACACAAUUCUGUGAAGUCGCUUAAUUGCUCCUGUUCUUCCUUCUCUUCCCUGUCUUCACUCUUGCACCCUUUCUAUGAAUGUUUUCCCCUUUAUUUCUUUCACUUUUCCUCACCUUCACCUUUUCUAGUUCUUCCUUCAGACCUCAGAUACUAUAACCUGCUGAUAUUCUCAAAAUUCAGUAGUGUGUAAAUUCAGAGUACAGUUCACUGAUAUAGCAAAAGGGGGGCAUAAAAUCUAGUGCAACUGACUAUGUUGCCCUGCUUUCCUUUUAGCCACAACCUUUACAGAAUGACAUAAUACAGUUUCCCACAACAUAUGGUUGUCAUUUUCCAUCAUUAUUGUGCUGUUUUACAAUAUUUUCAGCAGUAUUCUCUGGUGGCAUGUAAUGCUCAGAGUUUGUCAAUAGAUGGUGCACAUUGACUCUUAGUCCACUGGCUAAAAGCCGGGUAGCUCUAGUCAACCUGUCCCACUUGACAGUACUACUUUACCGUUCUCUGUCCUUCAGAAAUGGGUUGGGAAUGUCAGUGUAAUAUUGCGGUGUAUUCCAUUACAGUAACACAGAAACCAUGCUUUCUGCGCAGUUCAGUUAGUUCAGUUCCACCUUGAACAAUUGUUAAAAAGAAA